AUGGAGGUACAGGUUAUCUCAGCACAGGGCUUCACACACAUGCACAUGCAAACACAUGCACGCGAAGAGCAGGUUAUCCUUAAAUAUUGUUUGAGGGGAGAAUGCACAGCACAGCUCUACUUCUCUAUGUUCUUCGGGGCUACCAAGUGCUUUCUUCUGGCCAUGAUGGCCUACGGCUUGUAUCUGGCCAUCUGUAGCCCACUGCACUACUCUUUCCUGAUGAGUCCUGAGAUCUGCACCAAGUUGGUGGCAAUCUCCUGGUUGACAGGGAUCAGCACAGGAUUCCUGCCCUCCUUGAUGAUUUCCAAGUUGGAUUUUUGUGGGCCCAACCAGAUCAAUCAUUUCUUCUGUGACCUCCCUCCCCUUAUGCAGCCCUCAUGUUCCAAUGUUUAUAUCACUGAGAUGGUCAUCUUUACCCUGUCAGCUGCUGUGCUGUGCAUUUGCUUUUUUCUUACACUUGUGUCCUAUGUUUUUAUUGUGUCCUCCAUAUUGAAAAUUCCUUCAGCCUCUGGCCAGGUGAAGACCUUUGCCACAUGUGGCUCCCAUUUGGCUGUUGUCACUAUCUACUGUGGAACCACGGUCUCCACGUAUGUCCCCAAUCUCCACCUGUCACCAGAAAUCAACAAGAUUAUUUCUGUCUUCUAUACUGUGGUCACCCCACUGCUGAACCCUGUUAUCUACAGCUUGAGAAACAAAGACUUCGAAGACGCUGUUAGAAAAGUCAUGAGAAGGACUUUUGGCAUCUAUGGAGUAAGAGUGAAGUCAGGUUUCUUUAUUGGAUAA
This is a messenger RNA of Physeter macrocephalus (sperm whale), 783 nucleotides long. It is a transcript of the gene OR11L1, whose product is annotated as olfactory receptor family 11 subfamily L member 1. Gene Ontology annotation, cellular component: membrane. The record is from RefSeq and is a predicted model, not a curated record. Gene Ontology annotation, biological process: G protein-coupled receptor signaling pathway. Lineage: Eukaryota; Metazoa; Chordata; Mammalia; Artiodactyla; Physeteridae. Gene Ontology annotation, molecular function: odorant binding; olfactory receptor activity.